Molecule: messenger RNA, 1818 nt
Organism: Yamadazyma jaroonii
Lineage: Eukaryota; Fungi; Ascomycota; Pichiomycetes; Serinales; Debaryomycetaceae
Source: the annotation of a GenBank genome assembly
AUGAAACUUCACGCCAACUACCUCAAUUACCGUGAACAGCUCAUCCAAGUAGCCUUCAAUUACUAUACUGUUCUCCUUAUUCUAUUGCUUUUGAAGGUCUUCCUAUUCAAGAGAUCCUUGAACCAUGCCAUUGAUGAUUUGGACUACCAUGCCUUACAAUCCCUUGAAACUAUCAACAAAGCCAACCAGCAAUUAGUCCAACUCCCCCACCAAUACUCCCAACUAGUUAGUGCCAUGGUCGAGAACUCCAUCGCCAACCUCAAGUCUCAAUGGUUAUACUUACUUGUUCUCCUUAUCAACGUCAUUAUUGGUAUCAUUAGGUUCCUAGUGCAGGUGUUCGUCGGUACGUUUGUCUGCUUGGUCGAUGGACUCCUUCAAGGAGUGGUGGAGUUGGUCUUGGAGUUGGUGGAAGAAGUGGUGAACACUGUCAACACUUUGAUCCAGACAUCGACCAAGAUCAUCUCUUCGGGACUCAAUGGUCUCACUAAGAUCAUUGACGGGGUGUCUUCGGGGAUCAAUCUGGUGUCGCUGUUCUUCACUAACGACGAUGUCGUGGAUUCUUCAUCAUUCAUUGAUGAUAUCAAUGGUGCCAUUGAAUCGUUGAACAACUUCUCCUUACCUCAUUCCAUCUAUACUACCAUUGAUGGCUUUAAGGAUAAGGUACCGUCGUUGGAUGACGUGGAAGACGAUGCUAUUGAUAGUUUGAAACGUCCUUUGAUCGAUCUCAUCAGUACUUUCAAUAGUCUGAGUCUGUUCCAGCCUAUAAACCACUCCAUCACUGCCACUAUACCACCAUACACUAAACUAUCGGGCGAUAAUAUCGCUAACUUCACCACCAAAUCCCACCACCUCAUCAAUAAAACUUUCUUCAUCAUUAUGAUUCUCCUUAUCAUCGCCAGUUUGAUCGCCAUGAUAAUUUUGGCAUGGAAGGAGUACCGGCUGUGGAAACGGAAGUAUGAGUUCUAUCUCCAGGUUGGUGGGCCCGUCAAUGACUUUACUUUCCUUAACCUCCUAAACACUUACACUAAUCUAUGGGUGUACGGUGCUAAGAAAUGGUUUCUGAUGAGUGAUCGAACGGUCUGGAUUAUCAGUUUCAUCACUUCCAACUAUUCAGUGACAUUAUUGGGCCUAGGACUCACUGGAAUGGUGGCCGUAGGUCUUCAGUAUUGGCUUUUCGUGGUAUUCAAGAGCUGUGUAGGUCAAUUCCCCUUAUCAACUCUCACUACCAGUAUCAACAAAAGUAUCACUAAUUCCACCCAACUGUUUCUCCGUACCACCAACCAGUUCAUCUCUGACCAACAGACGGUGGUAAAUGAUGAGAUGUUUGGUACCAUCAGGAAUGUCUCUGGCACUUUCAGUGAUGUCAUUGAAGAUUUUGUUCAAGCAUUGAACGAUACUUUGAUCGAGCCCUUCCAGAACACUCCCUUAGCCCAACCUAUCAGUACCGUAGUGUAUUGUGUGGUGACGAGAAAGCUCCUUAUGGUAGAGCGAGGACUAGAGUGGCUAGAGGACAAUUUGGUCAUAAGUCUUCCUGGUUUACUGUCAGAAGUUGGUGACCAGUUAGACAAUCUUGUGAAAUCUCAAGCCACUACGUCCAUUGAUCUCCUGCCGUAUAUUGACAAGGUCCAGAAGAUGUUCAAGGAUACGUUGGUGGUAGAAUUAGCCAUCAGUGGUGGGAUCCUAGGUCUAUGGAUGGUACAAUUGGCUGUUGGAUUAGGGUAUUUUGGUUAUAGACGGACUCGAGAGAUUGUUAUUAGUGAACCGAGAUCAUUGACGGUGUUAGAAGGUAAAGAGUAUGGGUAUCCUUUCACUCGAUGA